Kockovaella imperatae is the source of this 1725-nucleotide messenger RNA. Its product is annotated as amidase signature domain-containing protein. Gene Ontology annotation, molecular function: catalytic activity. The record is from RefSeq and is a predicted model, not a curated record. The transcript is spliced from 7 exons. Lineage: Eukaryota; Fungi; Basidiomycota; Tremellomycetes; Tremellales; Cuniculitremaceae. Bases 107 to 1483 code for a protein of 458 amino acids.
AACCUCGAUCGACCGGAACCUCGUUCCGAGUUGCCGAAAAGCGAUUGCCAAGAUGUUCCAUUCUGUAGCCAGUUGAUUGUCGAGAUGUCUGCGACAGAGCCUCGAAAUGCCAAUAUCCUCCAGCUAUCUAACAGCCUCAGAGACGAUCGCUCUGGCCGCCAAAGAUGAAUUGAGCAUUCUUCAGCUUGCUCGAGAUCACAUUGCAAGGUUCGAGCAACGAGAUCCAGCAGUCCGCGCAUGGGAACAUUAUGAUCGCGAGAGAAUACUAAAAGAAGCGGCUCGACUUGAUAGUCUCCCAAAGGAGAAGAGGGGUCCUCUUUUUGGUGCGACGCUGGGUGUCAAAGAUGUCAUGAAUACGUUGGAUAUGCCCACCACAUAUGGGUCAAAGGCAUAUCAAGGCCAUCGACCUGGAUCCGACGCGCCAUUGGUCCACGUCUUACGGAAUGCUGGAGUCUUGAUACUGGGCAAGACGGUGACUACCGAGUUCGCCAGUACAAUGGACAAUGUACCUACCUUGAAUCCGUACGAUGCCUCACGUACACCAGGAGGAUCAUCUUCUGGAUCAGGAGCCGCUGUCAGGGAUUUUCAGUGCCAGCUAGCCUUAGGUACACAGACCGGAGGUAGCAUGGUUCGCCCUGCCUCUUUCAACGGAAUCUUCUGCAUCAAGCCUACCUGGAACUCUAUAUCGAGGGACGGAAUCAAGGUGUCUUCAUUGAUUCUCGAUACACCGGGGCUCUACGCUCGAUCACUCACGGACCUUCAGCUAUUGCUGAAGGUUCUCAAUGUGCACGACGACGUUCCACCACCGAUGCUCCCAAAGCCGCUCUCUGACUGCCGGUUCGCAUACGUAAAGACUGUAGUAUGGGAUAGCGAAGGCCAACCCUCCAGAGAGGUUGAACGAGCUUGGGCAAAAUCUCGUCAGCUCCUGGAAGAGGCAGGCGCUCAUGUGGAAGACCUCGAUCUGGGACAAGACUUCGAGAAUAUCGUGAACGGGAGGCACGCCGAUAUCAUGUCUUGGGAUGCCGGUCUAAACUUUUACAACGAGUAUGAGGAUCCCGUCAACCGUCGACACCUCGCUCAGAUGCUCGUGGAAAAGGUUGAAGCUAGAUCGGCCAUCAGCCAGAAACAAUAUCUGCACGCUUUGGACAGUAUCCCAGCCCUAAGACCACGAUUUGAUGCGAUCGCAGAGCAGUAUGAUGCUAUCGUGACCCCUUCAGUACCCGGGGAAGCACCACAGGGGACUAAAACCGGAACACACAUCUUCAACGCCAUGUGGACCGUUCUGCAUGUUCCUUGUGUCAAUGUGCCAGGUUUUGCGGGAGAGAACGGUAUGCCUGUGGGUUUGACACUGGUGGGACCGAGGUUCCAUGAUGAGAGGCUCUUGACGGUCAGCAGGUCCGUCGCCCAUGUGUGGCUACACGCCGAUGCCACCGAGCUCCGUCCUCUACCGGUACCGGAGGGAGUGAAGAUGCUUCAGAUCUGAUGCAUCUGGCUCGAUCGACAGUUCUGUUUAAGCCAUUACAACUUCUGACCGGGACCCCUUUAUUGGUGCCACGACGGCAGACCCAAAGACUCUCGACGCUCCUUUCCGUCGUGGGCAAAGUACGGCUUCUCACCAAUGGAGACCGCGCGGUCGCCAACGCGCAAUGACCUGCCAUAGUCAAAGGUGGCCUAAAUUCAUCAGUAUCUGCAAUGACUUCUGAUUGAUCAAGGACCGACAGUGUG